AUGCCAGGCAAGGUGAGCUAACCCUUCACUGGAUUCGAUCAUGCAAAUCACCCCAACUGACCCUUACAGCACUGCUUUCCCCCCCAAGCGCGCCUCGUCACGUGCCCCUCCCUCUAAACGAGGACGGACCUCGAAAACCCGCUCCAGCGGCACCCUCCUCCCGUUGAAACAACACACCACGACAGCCAAAAUCAACGCCAAGAGGAAGAAAAUGUCGUGCGUGGUUGGAUCGCAUGGGCUGGGUCAGAAGGUUCAUGAUCGGGAUGCGAGGGAGGAGUUGGAUAAGCACGAGAUGGAGCUGAGGAAGGAGUUGAUGCCGCAGCAGGAGCAGGUAAGUUACGAGUUUCCGAUGAGGGUAAGGUGAAAGAGAGAGAGAGUGUGUGUGUGUGUUGCUGAUGUUGCUUUUGAAUUGCACUUGGUUAGGAACCGACGGCAUUGAUUGUUCGGAAAGAAGCGCCUAAAGAAUUGGCCAAAUCGGGGAGUGCGCUCGCACAAGCUCUGGACGGAUUGGCUGUGGCUACCAAAUGA
This is a messenger RNA of Microbotryum saponariae, 528 nucleotides long. The record is from the annotation of a GenBank genome assembly. NCBI's taxonomy places the organism in Eukaryota, Fungi, Basidiomycota, Microbotryomycetes, Microbotryales, Microbotryaceae.